Messenger RNA from Colletes gigas, 2228 nucleotides. RefSeq names its product protein SAAL1. The record is from RefSeq and is a predicted model, not a curated record. NCBI's taxonomy places the organism in Eukaryota, Metazoa, Arthropoda, Insecta, Hymenoptera, Colletidae. Bases 39 to 1313 code for a protein of 424 amino acids. The transcript is spliced from 6 exons.
AAUAGUCUUAAAAAGAUAGUGUAUUCGUAGGUAAAAGAAUGAGUGAUGUUCAAGAGAGUGAAAAUGAUAAAGUGGAUUCGAACCUAUUUUUAGAAGCUCAGGAAGUUGGAGAAAGUGAAAUUGAGAAGUUAAAGGGCGAUACUGUGGGAAAUACUCUUUAUAGUGGCAAAUGGAUAAUUAAUACUUUGCUUUCGAUAUAUAGGGUACGUGAAGAUGGUUGGAAUGAAGAUCUGGAGAAUAAUCUGUGCACUUUAUGGGAUAUAACCACGGAAAAGGAUAUUGUCCUAUUUCUUGUGGAUAAUGACUUUUUUAAAAUUGCCGAGUUUGCUUUGAAUUACCAAGCACCAAGAUUAAUGGAAAUAAUUUGGGGAAUAAUUGGAAACAUGUCUUGUGAACCAGUAGUACUUGAAAUAUUAGGAACAAAAGAAGAACUUCUCGAAACAAUUUCUCGUCAAAAUUUUUUAGAAGAUAGUGGAGUAUGGGUGCAAAUUCUUCGACUUUUUCGUUCCGCACUUUGGAAUAUUCAAACUAAUCCAGAAUCAAGGUGGAGAGUUAAUUUGAGAAAUUCUACUUAUUUAAAAGACUUAAUUCCUUUUAUCUUGAAAAGUUCCACAAAUGUGGAACUUUUGAUCGCGACAUUAAGUUUUCUGCGUUCUUCGGCAGAGAUCGAUCUUCCAAAUGGAAAAACACUAUUUGAUGAACUCUUCGAAACGUCUAGUUUUCUUUCAGGAAUGUUAGAAUCUUUUGAAGAAAUUCUUCCUCAUGACGAGGCUCCCUAUUUAGCCCCCAUGUUGAAAUAUCUUGAAGAUUGGUUAGAAUUGUUUUCUAAUCUUCGGAAAAGGCCUCAAAUUCAUCAAGAGAUUUUGCAAGAUGACAAUCUUGCUCGAACGAUAGAAAUUCCACGAAGAAUUUUAGCAAAUUUUAGCGAUCCGUGGAAUCUUUAUCCUUUGGGUACAACUAAAGCUUCUUGUAUUUACAUGUGCGCAGAAAUAAUUCUUGAUUUCCGGUGGAAAGGAUUUUCAAGGGCAGAUUCUACAGUAGAUAUAAACGAGACAAUUUUGAAAAUUAUUUUCAACAUUGGCACGGGAAUGAAAGAAGAAGAAGAAGAGGAUUGUAAAGAAACAAUGAAAGAAUUGUUAAAAUACCUUGAGAGAUAUUGGGUAGAGAUAGCAAAGAUUUCUACGACUGACGAAAUUAUACAGAUUUUGAAAACAAAUGAAAAGACUAUUGUAGAUCACGCAAUAAAUUUGUUAAAAGCAAACAUUCCUGAAGACAAAAUUAAUAGCAUAGUGAAUGGAUGGUCGAACAAGUAAAAGAAAAACCAAGUAAAUGAAUAAGAAAAAUUGUUAUACCAGGAAAGUAAUUAUGUAGGAAUAAAUAUCGUCUUUGAUAAAAACAGCAAGAUUGAUAAGGCCAAUGAUCGAAUUUCUGAAUUAUUUUGAAAUAGUUUGAAAGGUUCAUAAAUAUGAAUAGACGUUGUCCUACAAUUUUAUUGUAAUCAAGAUUUAAGUAUUUUAUGUAGUACAUUAACAAUAUUUGUAGGGAUUUUUCCUGGCAAUGUUGGUAACAAGCUUGUUAAGAAAGAGAAGGGAUUUCGAGGCUAGUGACUUUCCCCUUAGACGGUAUGAAUUAUUGCGGUCAAUUGUACCUAGGUACAAUAUGGAUCGUCGGAGGAACAGGUUGCACAAAAUUUGUGACAAAGAUGUUCUGGAAUAAGCUUUCUUUUAAAUACAAAGAAAAGUUUCUAUUUUACCAAAUGUUUACUCCAGGCGUUUCAAUAAAGGCUAUCUAAUUUUAACAUACGUAAAUACGAAUCUAGAUAAUAUAUGUUUUUGCAAAUAUUUUAAGCAGUGGUUGACAAGAAUGAUCGGAAUCGUGUAGUUUUGCAACAAUGUAUACCAUAAAAAGAUACCUCACAACUAUAUGUAAUAUUUUACAUCAAACCUGAUAGGAUAAGGUUUUCAACGGCUGGUCAAAUGUAUAAUCUUAAUUUCAAGAAAGGAAGCGUAUGGUAACGCGAAUCUUCGAAUUUACAAACACAGUUCAGUAGUUGGCAAUGUUAUUGCUCUUCGUGGUUAUAUUUGUUGCAUUUGACUGAUUUUUAACGUUACUUUUCAUCGUGCCGCGAAUCGAAUGACCACCGGUAUCGUUAUUGUCACAAUUUUUAUCAUUCUACGAUGACUUCCAUCCCCACAAAACCAGUUCACUUGAGCCUAUUUUUAGUCCUU